GCGAGGCGGGGCGAGGCGGCCGGCUCUACCUGCUCCCCGGUGAGGCGCGGCGGAGCGCUGUGGUGCCCGGCUGCUGCCAUGUUCCAGGGCCCGGAGGCCGACGCUGCCAAGCCCAGCUCCAGGGUAUUGAAGCCUCCUGGAGGAGGGUCUAGUAAUCUCUUUGGGAGUACAGAAGAAGUUUCUUCUUCCAGCAGGCCACACCGGAUGGCAUCUAAUAUCUUUGGAGCAUCAGAAGAACCGCAAAAUAUUCCAAAAAGAACAAACCCUCCAGGGGGAAAAGAAAGUGGUAUUUUUGAAGAUUCUGGUACUGCUCAGCCUCGUCCGCGUAUGAAUCCACCUGGUGGGAAGACAAGUGACAUCUUUGGGUCUCCAGUAUCUACCAGUGUUGUGCGAGCACACCCAAACAAGCCUAAGGAUCACAUUGUCUUGAAGGAAGAUGAAACGCCAAAGAAGCCAGAAGCUGCAGAAAACAACAAACCACACCUGGAAGAUGGUGGUGAGAAAAAAGAUCUGGGCAAAGAGGAGCGAUGCAAGGAGCCAGAACCCAAGAUAGACAAUCACGAGCCCAGAUUAGGGCCAAGGCCACGCUCGCACAACAAAGUUCUCAAUCCCCCAGGCGGAAAAUCCAGCAUUGCGUUCUAUUAGGGUCAUCUGUUCGCUUUCACUAACGGAGUCUGCACAGAAAGUCUUGUCUGUGGUUGUGAGGUCAGUUUAUGGACUAUUGUUGUGGAUAGGUUCUUAGGCAGAUGGAUGAGGGUUAUGCCAAAGUGUGUGGAAAGGCAACCUGAUGAUUUGGGGAGGGAGGGCUGGGGAGGGUAAGGGUGCCCUGCAGAAGACAUGAGUAUGGACUGCCUGCCUGGGUGGGUGGCAGAGGGGGACAUUAGUGUAACUUUGUGAAAGAGCAGUGCUACUUUGUGAUGAGUUCAUCAGGCCCUUAGGUUCUUAGCUUGCCAGUGGCUCAGGACACUCCUGUGGAGUCAGGCUUUUCCAUACAGUCAACGUGUAAAACAUUGUGAAUGGGCAGGGACCCAGGGGUCACAUCUGGAAUAUUCUGAAGCACAGCAGGUAGGCUGUGCUUUUCUCUAGGCAACAGGAAACAGAUUCACAGUAUGAGUUGACCUGCAGUCACUUUAAUGUAAAUACGUUCAACUGGAACAACUAGUGCUACUGUGUUCUUGAGUGUCUGUAGUCUUUGGUUCUCUUUUUCUCCUUUCUUGCUGAACAGCACGUUUGCAGAUACAAGGACAAAACAUGCAGAAAGUCUUUUAUACUCUCAUAAAUCAUCAUAUGUUAAUAAGUAUCUUAGCGUUCCCCUCCUCAGAAUAUUCAGGCGUUUCUGCUGCCCUCAGUAAUCUGCUGGUUACUCUGACGAGCUCUUGGUGAAGGGUAAUACCAGUCCAAUGUGCUGUUUUGUGUAGGUGCUUCUAGGAGACCUUAAAAGCAUCUUGGGUGAGUGCUUGCACACUUUCUGGAAAAGAUGUUGGUGCAAACAAUAACCUCAUGGUAUCCUUUGAGGAGAAGCAACCUAUGAUGUACAGUUAAUGUGGAAAAUAUACUGAGAUGUCUAGCCGGCCAGCUUUGAUAACCCAACCUAUGUAGAAAUGCCUUAGUUUCUGCAACAGUUAUUUACUUUGUACACUGCGGAAACCAGGACUGUUCUGUUGUCUUUACCACAGUGCAUUUUUUUUGUUUGUCUGUGCUGACUCUGUUAGUGAAUUCUCUUGUCUUUGGUCAGCCUUAGAUUUGCCUUUGACUGACUCAGAUUUCUGCUGGUAAGGGGGAAAAGCUACUUGGAUUCUCCCCAUACCACAGCUGUAGUUGUUCUGAGACAUACUGUAGAUUAUCCUAGUUGGAGAAACAAAGACUUUAGCAAUACAAACCUUUUGAUCAUGCUGGCUAUCUUAAAUCAUAUUUGGAAGAUGUGCUUUUCUUUCUUUUGCAGAAGCAUACGCUGGGGAGGGCUGCUCACAUCAUUGAUUCUCUGAAUUAGUUGCCAAAACUCUGAACAUGAACGCUGAAUGCUAACAUCAGUUGCUUAGAUGGCUCAGUGAAUUUAGUAGUGAUUUUUAAAUUUGACAUUCAAAACAGGAGUUGUUCAGGUACACCAAAGAACAAGUGGCCUUAUCUGUGUAUAUUCACUGCUGUACUAGCCCAGGUUCCCUCAUAACUGCUGCUGUUUAGAGGGGACUAUCUCUGGGUCAGGUGCUAAAAAUUCUGUCAUUACGGUGCUUAUUAGACUGUUCUGUUCAGUAUGUGUCAGAAGUGGUGGAUGACUGCUUGAAGACUUAGUUGCCUUUUCAGAUUGUGAAAAUGAAAUGUAUGGGAAGUGCUAAGGAUAGAAAUAAUCAUGGAAAGCAGGAAUUACAAUGCCUUUGUACCUCUCAGAUUUCAGACUCCCUAUUAUUUUGCCCCCCUGGGAGAACAACACAGGAAUUGUAAUUUCAAAAAUUUCAACCCUGUAUUCAAUUUGUGUUACCUCUAAACAUGUAUUUCCUAGCAGCUUUUCUAGAGUCUGUGCUGUCUUGCCUCUGGUUGAGUCUGAUACUUCUGCUUCAAUAUCUUGUUCUACUUUACAGGCUUUUAAGUGGUUACCAGGUAGAAAAGUCAACCAGAAGUUGCUUUCUGCAUUGAAAGGUCUGGUGUAAUUGGUACAGUCUUUAAUACUGACAGCUUAGGCUUGGCAUCUUUUACUGCAUUGUCUACAGUGCCUGUCUUUUAAACAAGCUUCCAACAAGGCCUUAAAUUGGUUAAACUGUGUUUAUUUUGUUCAUUUUUUGUGUUGUUUUUUUUUUUCCCUUUGGAAUUUAAACUGUUUUCAGUUCAUCAAGUAAAUUUGAUAACAUUUCUCUGCCACAGAAGGGUAUUGGAAAUCAGAUGAUUAAUCAUGCACUUCUCAAUAAACCUCUGUAUUUUGCUACAUCA
This is a messenger RNA of Oxyura jamaicensis (ruddy duck), 2922 nucleotides long. It is a transcript of the gene JPT2, whose product is annotated as Jupiter microtubule associated homolog 2. The record is from RefSeq and is a predicted model, not a curated record. The coding region runs from base 79 to 645 and encodes 188 amino acids. NCBI's taxonomy places the organism in Eukaryota, Metazoa, Chordata, Aves, Anseriformes, Anatidae. The transcript has 5 exons. Gene Ontology annotation, cellular component: nucleus.